Peronospora farinosa is the source of this 678-nucleotide messenger RNA. NCBI's taxonomy places the organism in Eukaryota, Oomycota, Peronosporomycetes, Peronosporales, Peronosporaceae. The record is from the annotation of a GenBank genome assembly.
AUGGCCGACGUGGAUUACUAUACGACGCUAGGCAUCGAAAAGACUGCUACAGAGGAUGAGAUCAAACGCGCUUACCGCAAGAUGGCCAUCCGCUUUCAUCCAGACAAGAAUAUAGACGAUAAAGAGGCAGCAGAAGUCAAAUUUAAAGAGAUUGGCGAGGCUUAUUCGAUACUAUCUGAUCCAGACAAGCGACGUCAAUACGAUCGCUUUGGCAAAGCUGGAAUCCAAAGUGCUGCAGGUAACGGUGGACCAAACAUGCAACCGUUCCAGGGACAGAAUGCAGAGGAGAUUUUCCGCACGUUUUUUAGUGGCCAGGACCCGUUCUCCAUGUUUUUCCAGGAAGGUAUGCGGGGUAGAGGAGGCAUGCACAAUUUUGGAGGAUCUCGUGUCCAUAUGUCGCAGUUUGGACCAGGAUUCUCUUUUACGUCGUUUGGUGGAGCCCGUGGUGUGGGCACGCCGGGGAUGCGCGCGCACCGGGUAAAUAACCAGAGACAACGUGCACCGGGCGGUCCGAAUGUUGCAGGUGACAAUGGACCUCAGGCGAACGGACAUCUUUCGCAAUAUCGGAUUGGCGGUGGCAACUUGUUGUUGAUCUUCUUUAUGCUGUGGAUCCUGGGCGUACCGUUCAGUUACCUGUGGAUAGCGCUCAUGAUCUUCAGCUACCUCGGACUUGUCUAA